Messenger RNA from Chondrus crispus (carragheen), 999 nucleotides. RefSeq lists its product as hypothetical. The transcript has a single exon. Lineage: Eukaryota; Rhodophyta; Florideophyceae; Gigartinales; Gigartinaceae. Bases 1 to 999 code for a protein of 332 amino acids. The record is from RefSeq and is a predicted model, not a curated record.
AUGUUUGCGUCGUCGGCGUAUGCGGCGGCCAGCGUGCUCGCCCACUCGUUUGGAAGCACGCUAAAAAAGGGCGACCAGGUGUUGCUGUCGGCGAUGGAGAGCGAUCAUAUGGUAAUCCCGUGGCGUGUUGCGGCGAGGAAGUGGGGGUUCAAGCUCAAGGUGUUUCGCCCAGAUAUGACGGAGGGCGGGGAAUUCGCGUUUGGAGAGUUUGCAGGGAUGGUUUCGGGUAACACGCGGCUGAUUGUCUUUCAGCACGCGUGUCCAGUCUUCGGUUCAUUUAACCCGUUGAAUGAGUUUAUGGAGUUUGCGACGGGGUGCGGGAUUCCUGUUGCCGUUGAUGCGACGCAUUCUCUACCCUGGGGAAAGGUGAAUGUCCAGCAACUGCGAUGUGAUUUCUUGCUUGUCGACUGCGGAGCGAUAGGCGCCCCGCGGGGUUCAACGUUUCUGUACGGGCGAAUGGAGAGGCUUCAGCGAUUGCCGCCAGUUUUGGGCGGGGAGGAUACGUUUGAGCAGUUUUACAUGGGCAAGCUCAAGGUCAAGUUAGCGAGAGAUGUUUCUAACUGGGCUUCAGUCCCUGAGCGAUUUGAGGUUGGCUUACCACCAUUGGCGGUCGGAACGGCUGUGGCAACGGCCUUGCGAGAACAUGAGCGGAACAUGGACAGCGACUUGAUAGCACGUGGAGAACAGCUCGGAGCGAAGCUAUAUUUGGAAUUGAGCUCGAACCCUCGGCUCAAGGUGUACGGAAAUGCCAUGACGCUGAGGAUCCCUUGCGCCACCUUUACUGUCGACGAUGCUGACGAAGCCGCCCUAGCUGAACAAUUGCGCAAGCACAAUACCUUCAUUGACGUCGGGUCGCAUGGCUCCCGAGUCGCCCACAAAGAGGAGCUGCAGGUAGAAUCUUCUUUGCGCGUUUGUUUGGACCCCCGGAUUCACACCCUCGAAGACGUCUCAAAAUUUUGUCAUGUAGUUGAAAUCGCAUUGAAGGAGCUCGAUGGCUAG